AGUCCAGCGAGUCGUCCCCGUGUUUUUCUCAUUUACAAACCCAACCCAUAAAGGCCAUCUCUGCGGUGUUGGAGAGCGCAAAAAUGUCCGCCUUCGACGCCUACAGUAUGGACGGUGAAGACAGCUAUGGCGGUUACGGAUCCUACACCAAUUUCUCCGGCGGCUUCCCUGGGGACGCCGAUGUAAGCGUUGAGCACACUCCUGCCUCGCCGGAUGUCUUCGGAUUCGACGAUCCGAGCCCUAACUACUCCCAGGCUCCGUUUGAUCCGAUUCAUAUGGAGAAUGGAAAUGGAAACGGCUAUGGCGCGGCUGAGGAGGAAGUUGGUGAUGGUGUUUUCGUAUCGGAUGGUCCAAUUCUUCCGCCUCCCACCGAGAUGGGCGUGGAAGAAGGAUAUGCUCUUCGUGAAUGGCGUCGCCAAAAUGCCAUUGAACUUGAAGAGAAGGAGAAAAGGGAGAAAGAAUUGAGAAUCAAAAUAAUUGAAGAAGCCGAGGAGUAUAAAAUAGGUUUCUAUGAGAAAAGAAAGCUUAAUGUUGAGAGUAAGAAAGUUAACAACAGAGAAAGAGAGAAGUUAUACUUGGAAAACCAGGAGAAGUUUCAUAAAGAGGCUGAUAAACAAUACUGGAAAGCAAUUGCAGAACUAAUUCCCAACGAAGUUCCUAAUAUUGAGAAAAAGAGAGGAAAGAAGAAGGAUGAAGAAAAGAAACCAUCUAUAUUGGUUGUUCAAGGUCCGAAGCCUGGGAAGCCUACCGACCUUUCGAGAAUGCGUCAAAUUCUCGUAAAAUUGAAGCACACACCCCCACCUCAUAUGAAGCCACCCCCACCCCCACCUGCCAAGGAUGUCAAGGAUGCCAAAGAUGCAAAGGAUGGAAAGGAUGCCAAAAAAGAAAAGGAUGCAGCAGCAACAAAAGCAUCAUCUGAUCCUGCACCUGGAGCUGCCACUGCCACUGCCACUGCCAAUGCCAAUGGCAGUUCUCACAAACCUCAAGAACCAACUGCCGCUGAGGAUCAAAUUGCCACAUAAAGGACAUAGCCAUAGCCAUUAUCAGCUUCCUUCUGCUCAAUACUUCUUACUUUUUUUCCUUUGAGGCUUCGUUGUUUUCGUUUUGUUUGUCUAUCCUUGGAUUUGAAUGUGUAAUCAGUUGUGAUCUCUUAUUAUACAACAUUUAUUCUUCUGUACCUUAUGACGGUCUCUUCUCUAGUGGCAUUAUCUUUUGGACUUGUCCAGGUUCUGUUCUUUACA
Molecule: messenger RNA, 1241 nt
Organism: Cucurbita pepo subsp. pepo (vegetable marrow)
Lineage: Eukaryota; Viridiplantae; Streptophyta; Magnoliopsida; Cucurbitales; Cucurbitaceae
Product: clathrin light chain 2
Biological process (GO): intracellular protein transport; clathrin-dependent endocytosis
Cellular component (GO): clathrin coat of trans-Golgi network vesicle; plasma membrane; clathrin coat of coated pit
Molecular function (GO): structural molecule activity; clathrin heavy chain binding
Source: RefSeq, a predicted model, not a curated record